UCUAGGCUGGAGGUUAGGGAAGAAGCUGUCUUGAAAAAAUUGCUCUGUUCAUCGCUCCCGCUGCUUCUCCAAACCCGGUCCAGGAAGGCAAGAGACAUGGACAUAAAGAACUACAGCAGCAGCCACUCAGGCUUUCUCCUCCUGGGCCUCUCCUCCAACCCUCAGCUGCAGACACCCCUCUUUGUCAUCUUCCUCAUCAUGUACCUGAUCACUAUGGUGGGAAAUGUACUCAUCAUCCUGGCCAUUCACUCCGACUCCAGGCUCCAUACACCCAUGUACUUUUUUCUCAGCAACCUAUCCUUCACGGAUAUCUGCUUCACAACAGUCAUUGUGCCAAACAUGCUGGUGAAUUUGCUGUCAGAGGUAAAAUAUAUCUCCUAUGCGGGCUGCCUGGUCCAGAUGUACUUUUUCAUGGCCUUGGGGAACACAGACAGCUACCUGCUGGCCUCUAUGGCCAUAGACCGGCUGGUUGCCAUCUGUGACCCCUUCCAUUACGAUGUGGUAAUGAACCCACGGCGCUGCCUCCUCAUGUUGCUGGGUUCUUGCACCAUCUCCCACCUGCACUCCAUGCUCCGUGUGCUUCUCAUGUCCCGCCUCUCUUUCUGUGCUUCCCAUGUCAUCAAGCACUUUUUUUGUGAUACCCAGCCCGUGCUAAAGCUAUCCUGCUCUGACACAUCCUCCAGCCAGACUGUGAUCAUGACUGAGACACUGGCUGUCAUUGUGACCCCCUUCCUGUGCAUUCUCUUCUCCUACCUGCGAAUCAUUGUCACUGUGCUCAAAAUCCCCUCUGUAGCUGGGAAGUGGAAGGCCUUCUCUACCUGUGGCUCCCACCUCACUGUAGUAAUUUUGUUCUAUGGCAGCAUCAUCUAUGUCUACUUUAGGCCCCUGUCCAUGUACUCAGUGGUGAAGGACCGGGUAGCCACACUUACGUACACAGUGGUGACACCCAUGCUGAACCCUUUCAUCUACAGCCUGAGGAACAAAGACAUGCAGAGGGGUUUGAGGAAAUUAAGGGACACAAUUUGCUCAUAG
This is a messenger RNA of Hipposideros armiger (great roundleaf bat), 1032 nucleotides long. RefSeq names its product olfactory receptor 1L6. Lineage: Eukaryota; Metazoa; Chordata; Mammalia; Chiroptera; Hipposideridae. The transcript has a single exon. Bases 97 to 1032 code for a protein of 311 amino acids. Gene Ontology annotation, molecular function: G protein-coupled receptor activity; olfactory receptor activity. Gene Ontology annotation, cellular component: membrane. Gene Ontology annotation, biological process: G protein-coupled receptor signaling pathway. The record is from RefSeq and is a predicted model, not a curated record.